GGUAGGAGUGGGAGUCGGGUUGCAGGGGCUCCGGGUCCAGCUGGGAGUCAGGGCGCAGAGCCUGGUGGGAGCCAGAGCAGGCGGGUGAGCAGCUGCAGGUUCCGGCGGCGCCGAGAGGGCGCUGUGCGCGCUCCCUCUCGGGGAGACAUUGCGCGCCGGGGCGGGGGUGGGGCUGCGCGGUGGUAGGCCCUUGGAGUCUGGGUCUGAGGCUUGGGCUCUGCCUGGGCCCCGCGGACCCUGACUUGGGUGCGGCGGCCCCGGGAGCAUGAGCGGGCAGCGCGUGGACGUCAAAGUGGUAAUGCUGGGCAAGGAAUACGUGGGCAAGACGAGCCUGGUGGAGCGAUACGUGCACGACCGCUUCUUGGUGGGGCCCUAUCAGAACACCAUUGGGGCUGCCUUCGUGGCUAAGGUGAUGUGCGUCGGAGACCGGACAGUGACUCUGGGUAUUUGGGACACAGCAGGAUCUGAACGCUACGAGGCCAUGAGCAGAAUCUAUUACCGAGGUGCCAAGGCAGCAAUCGUCUGUUAUGACCUCACUGACAGCAGCAGUUUUGAGAGAGCAAAGUUCUGGGUGAAGGAGCUGCGUAGUCUAGAAGAGGGCUGUCAAAUCUACCUGUGUGGUACCAAGAGUGAUCUGCUGGAGGAAGACAGGCGGCGCCGUCGUGUGGACUUUCAUGAUGUUCAGGACUAUGCAGAUAAUAUCAAAGCACAGCUCUUUGAAACAUCCAGCAAGACAGGCCAGAGUGUGGAUGAGCUCUUUCAGAAAGUGGCGGAGGAUUAUGUCAGUGUGGCUGCUUUCCAGGUGAUGACAGAGGACAAAGGUGUGGAUCUGAGCCAGAAGGCAAACCCCUACUUCUACAGCUGUUGUCAUCACUGAGUCACAACUCACCUGGCCUGGGAGAAUUAAAGGAAUUCCCCAGAGGGCUGGACCCCAACUGUUGUCUGGGCUGGAGUGGUCUGAGCUACUCCAGGUCCCCAUGGCAGCAGAGGUGGCACCUGCCUAUGCUAGCCUGUGGGACAGAGGCAGUAUUGGGCUGACUGGGCAUGAGGAAGAUUAAGGGCUGAUUUGAAUCCCAGGUCCCUCUCCUGGACAGAACUUGUCCACAGAUUAGUGGCUUCUGAACUGUAAAUAAAAUUAAUGCACUGUGACUCA
Messenger RNA from Nannospalax galili (Upper Galilee mountains blind mole rat), 1153 nucleotides. It is a transcript of the gene Rab24, whose product is annotated as RAB24, member RAS oncogene family. The transcript is spliced from 8 exons. Gene Ontology annotation, molecular function: GTPase activity; GTP binding. NCBI's taxonomy places the organism in Eukaryota, Metazoa, Chordata, Mammalia, Rodentia, Spalacidae. The record is from RefSeq and is a predicted model, not a curated record. The coding region runs from base 266 to 877 and encodes 203 amino acids.